UUGACGCAGGUAAUGAUUUUUUUUUCCCUCAGACAGCCAAAGGAUGGAAGGCAAUGCCAUAAAGUGGGUGGGCACAUUCUGACCUUAUCCCUUAAACUAUAAGUGUGGAAACGCUCGUGUCCAUGCGGACUUUUGCGAGACUUUUGCGCGUGCUGAAUAUGCCUCCACCGACAGCAGUGAAAUUACACGUGCUCUUCGCCGUGUCUUUUGCCUGGGCCUACCAUGAAGUACCCAAAUACCGGCACAAGGACCCUGAAACCUCUAAGAUGCUGCUGUGUGACCAGUGUCCACCCGGAACGGCCGUGGAGCGCCACUGCAGCAUGAGGGAGCCCACCAUAUGCGCCCCAUGUCCGGAGAAACGCUUUGCAGAGCAUUGGCACUGGGGAGACAGCUGUCAACACUGCACGUCCGUCUGCAAGGAAAGGCAGAUGGUGAGAAGAGAGUGUAACAGCACCCACGACCGGGUCUGUGAAUGUAUACCAGGGUAUUACCUGGUAGUGGAGUUUUGUGUCCGACACACCACCUGUCCGCCCGGCUAUGGCGUCACCGUGCAGGGGACUCCAGAGAGAGACACUGAAUGUGAGAGGUGUCCUCAGGGUUAUUUCUCCAGCACAUCAUCAUCUACAGAUCCCUGCAUACCCCACAGGGACUGCAGUGAGAUGGGAUUAAAAACCUUCAGAUCAGGCACAGCCACCCAGGACACGCUGUGUGAGGCGGACAGUAAAGAGUCGAGCUUUGACUGCUUCCAUCAGCACAUAGAGUGUAAAAUAGAGAUUACGUUAUGCGAAGAAGCAAUAUUUCAGUUUGUGGCGUCUCCUCCGUUGGCCUCAAUCUCCGUGGAACGUCUCUCCGAGAGUCUUCCAGGACGUAAGGUGGACUGGAAGAACGUUGAGCGGCUGAAGAAAAGCUGCAGUCCUCAGCAUCAGACGCUGCACCUGCUCCGUCUCUGGAGGGAACAAAAUAAAGACCAAGACAAGCUCUUCAGCAUCAUUCAAGGUGUGAACCACUGCGAGAGGAAAGUAUCUCGCUGUGCCAGUGUUAAAAACCUCACUCUGGAAGACCUGUUGAUGCUGAUGGAUAGUUUACCUGGAGAAAAGGUGAGCGAGGAGGACGUACGAACUGUGGUCCGCUCCUGUCCUUCACAACGAUACAUCCUGCAGCUUCUCCACCUGUGGAAGAUGAACAACAGAGGUCAGGACCUGGCCAAGGCUUUAAACAACAGCCUCCGCAAACUCCGCUCGAAAGGCGCCCGUCGACCCCUCAUGAAAACUCUGAAGAGGAUGAGUCGCAUCAUCAGCGCGACGUCCUUACACCGCAUGUACGAAAAGAUGAUCGUCAACAUGAUCCAGGACAGCACGUGCUUUAAAACCAAAACCUUGAAUGACUGAUGAUGCCUUAUGAAAAGACGACUGAACGAGAGUUAUUUAAAUAGAAAGAAGUUGUACAUAAUUUCGCUAAAAGUGGAGAGUUGGGGUUACCGAUUUGUUGUAAAGAUGAUUUCGUUUUUAUAUUGGACUGAAACACUAUAAAAGGCUGAAUCUAUGCUCUAUUGAAGCUGUAAAUAAAGGAUGUUAGUUAUGAAUGUAUAUAACAAUGAAGAGCAGUUAUGUUUUAUUUAACUGUAAUUAUAAUGUUGUCAGGGUUGGUUUUUUUUAUCAAAAUUUGAAAAAGAAAAAAUAUUAUUUAUCAAUUUGUCAAGAAACUGGACUCUAGAA
This is a messenger RNA of Paramisgurnus dabryanus, 1715 nucleotides long. RefSeq names its product tumor necrosis factor receptor superfamily member 11B-like. NCBI's taxonomy places the organism in Eukaryota, Metazoa, Chordata, Actinopteri, Cypriniformes, Cobitidae. The record is from RefSeq and is a predicted model, not a curated record. Gene Ontology annotation, molecular function: protein binding.